AUGCUGACAUUGUAGCGAAUGUUUACGGAUAUGCCCACAAGCGAAUGCGAAAAAAAAGCAUAAAAACACUGCUAUCAGUUUGGCAAGCAACUUGUACGGUGUACGGAUGGACGGAUGUCAUCGGCAGUUUUGUCCUUGUCGUUUUGUGCUGUUUGUACCUCACCGCCAGCGCAAACGUGAACGAGCAGUGCCAAAGGGAGGGAGUGUUUCUUCUGCGCUCUUGGAAAAUUUGUAAUACCCAGAAGUUUGGAUAGCCAUUAGUUAUUGGAUCAAUUUUGAAGGAACAUGGAAGGUGUAUUGAUAUUCGACCAGAGCAAUGAUUUGCUGUAUAAGAAUUUCAACGAUGCAAUGCGUGCCAAAAUGAGGAAACAUGCGAUAGACCUAGGACUGAUAGAGGAUGAUCGAAGGGACCCGCGCAAGGAUCUCGACAACAAUGUGUUGAUCCAAAUUUUUAGCCCUUUGAUAGCCUCCCAGCGAAUAAUGAUGUGCCAAUUUGAUAACGCGUAUACAUCAAUACAAAUGGAGAAUAACUUGAAUCUAGUCUUUGAUGAGUUUUUGGGAUAUCUAUUCAUACAAAUAAGCACCAAGGAGGUUGAUCUUUUGAGACGAGAGUUGGGUGUUUGCAUCUGUCUACUCAAACACAUUUGUGGGCCAAUUAUACACACAAUAAAAACUGAUAAGAAAAAGUCCUUGCUAUUAACUGCUCUAAUCAGUACUUAUCGCAAACUAUUCCAAGCGAAUCAAGGCGUUCUGGUGGAGGCCGUCGAGCAGCUCCUGGUGAACGCCGACGUCAAGAACACGGUGGUAUUCGCACUGCAAGCCGCAACGGAAAAGCUGAAACAGGAUCCACAUUCCCAGCGGAGCCAUUCGAUCAUGUUUGUGGAAAACAAGUACCUGUCACUUUAUAGCAGCCGCCAGGCGCAAGAGCUGUCUCCCGCAGAUAUGUUGUUUCUGAACAUCCUGUGCCAAAGCGUAGAUCGAAGAGACCAAUCUAAGAGAACAGAAUCAUAUGUGAUUUUCCUGCAGGGAUGCUCUAAUCAAACGACAUCCGGUUGCAUUCCACACAUUGUGCAUAUCGUGAAGCUGUUUGACGACGUGUUUCUGGUUCUGCUGAUCGAACACGGCAACAUAGUCCUGUCGGGUCAUUUGUAUGACGUGUUUUUUGCUCUUCACAAGCUUCAGAGCAUACAGAUGCAAAUGGACGUCGAUAAUUUACGGCCUGCUUUCGAUAGUCUGGAAAGCCAUGUAAAGUACUCGUUCGAUUCGUUGAAGAAGCUGAAACACAAUAGUCCGGAUGCUGAUGAAGCUAUUAGGAAUUUCACUGCCAAGUGGGAUAACAUCCGAAAGCGUUACAGCGAGUAUUUCAAAAACCCCGAUAACGCUCUGAUCGUAAAGCUGGAUUCUAACAUGCCACUGUUCGUGGAGGCGGUCAAGGAGGCUUUUGGGUUGCUGUGUGCCGAAUGUGCCACCCUGGAGCACGGUUUGCAGCGAGUAUCGGAUAUAGCCGAUAUGGUCGAGGAGAAGCUUACCGAGGUGUUCAACUUUUUGCAGGUCAAGUCGCAGAAGAACUUUAGCAUGGGAUCAUAUUUGGAGGACUUUCCAGGAUUGGUGCAUUUUAUACACAUAGAUCGAUACAAUGGCAGAAUUGUUGCGCCGGGGCUGGACCAAGAUGACUCUACCAAUGUGCUGAAGGAAAGGAUUUGGUCAAUGGUCGAGAUGUCUCGGACGUAUCUACACAGGGGGCACAUGUCGAUGAUCUGGAAGGACACGACCUUCAGCUACGGUUAUUUUCUAUGGUUCGAGGACGCGAACGGAACCGCCUUGAAGCCCAAGGAAUUCCCCGAUUUCUCGGCGGUCUCCACCAAACCACAGCUUAUCGUGGGCAUUUUGGCUGGAGACUAUUAUCAACGACUGAUAGAAACAUGCUUGCCGAAGACAUCGCCAGGAAAGGUUCGCUGCUAUGAGCUUUUCUGCGUUCAUCUGGGUCUGGUGACCCCAACCAAUGUAUUGGAACACUGCAGGCGACUUGCGGUCACUAUCACCGACCUAACCGGAUGUGGUGGUAAUCCUAUCGAUUUAUUGUAAGUGUAACCCGAUACAAGUAAGUUUGCAGAGAGAGACAGAAUUUUGUGUUGACAUCUCAAAGAAAUAAUCUAAUCAACAUGCAUCUUCUAUGUGAAAUGUGAAAUGGUGAAAUGGUCGCUUCAAUGAAUGUUAGAUUUACUGUACUCAUAAUUUUCAAUAUUGAUACAGAGAAGAUAAAGCGAUUUUGGUAUUGUAAAACAUUCCAUCGAUUAUAGGUUGCGUUGAACUGAAACUUGAACAUAUUUUAAAGUGUAGAACACAUUGCAUGGGGAUGGCGUUUUAUCGUUUACAUCUUAUUGAAUUUACGCAAAACAUUCCAUUAAUUAGCAGUUAGAAAUUAUCAUUCUUGCAUUCCAUUCUAAAACGUACUUAAAAUUUCAAAAAUGCAAAAUUUGGUCUUUGAACUAAGAUUACUGAAAUAUAUUUGUUUAUUGAUUGUGAUAUGAAUUCGUUCGGUAUUUUUAGGUAACAUAACUAAUAAUUUUUGUCAAAU
Toxorhynchites rutilus septentrionalis is the source of this 2578-nucleotide messenger RNA. RefSeq names its product BLOC-3 complex member HPS1 (gene HPS1). The record is from RefSeq and is a predicted model, not a curated record. The transcript is spliced from 7 exons. Lineage: Eukaryota; Metazoa; Arthropoda; Insecta; Diptera; Culicidae. The coding region runs from base 286 to 2085 and encodes 599 amino acids. Gene Ontology annotation, molecular function: guanyl-nucleotide exchange factor activity. Gene Ontology annotation, biological process: vesicle-mediated transport. Gene Ontology annotation, cellular component: BLOC-3 complex.